Hymenoscyphus albidus is the source of this 918-nucleotide messenger RNA. The record is from the annotation of a GenBank genome assembly. Lineage: Eukaryota; Fungi; Ascomycota; Leotiomycetes; Helotiales; Helotiaceae.
AUGGAUCUCGCUGAGGAGACCAGGCCAACACACAGAAAUGACCGACCGAGGGAGUGGAAAGGUCUUCGAUGGGGGUCUGGGAAGAGGAAUCAGGAUGGGGAUGGGGAUGAGCGCGUCGCCGAUGGUCGUCUGCGGGAGGGGGGUUUAGCAAUGGGUGUGUGGCCUGAGCUGGUGGGUGCUGGGUGCAGGUGGAUGGGAUGGGAUGGAUGGUACGGUGGUGGAGGUGGAGGGUGAAAAAGCGUGCGGUGCAGGAGCAGCAGGCAGGGAGACAGCUACAUAUGAUAUGCGGAGUAGGUGUGGGUGUAGGUGUGGGUAUGGGUGUGAGUGUGGGUGUGGGUGUGGGUGUGGGUGUGCCCUUUUUCGAUCUUGUGAAGCUCCUGCCACAGGGCCUGGGACUGGCCGCUUGUUUCGCUGCUGAGAGAUGGGACGGCGCGGUUGACCAGGGGGCGAACGAGGGUCUCCACGGAGGGGAGGCCCAAGAAGGUUAGAGGGGUCGAAAGGGGGGAGGCUCGGGGGGUUUGGGUUCAAAUUAGAGGGCAGAAGGUUCGGAGAACGUCAGAGAGCCAACCUGGUGAUGGGGAGACGAGUCUCCCUCAGCAGCCUGGACGGGGAGGAGAGAGAGAGGUAGAAGAGGAGGAAGAGGAAGAAGAGGAAGACCUUUUAGUGACCGUCGACAGAGACUCAGACUCAGACUCAGACUCAGAGACAUCAGAUCCGCAUCAGGCCAAGCAACGCUGGACUCGACUCGACAACGAUGUCGGGGCUCAACGGGUAGACAUGCGGGCCACCACCGAUGACAGCGGUCGAGGGCAGGAAAAUGGAAAGCAGCUUUCAACCCGUCCGUACUCAUACGAGCUGCGCAAGGACAAGGGGGGCGAAUGGGAGCUUUGGCCUGAGAGGAGAGGAGAGAGUAGGUAG